Molecule: messenger RNA, 2203 nt
Organism: Tachysurus vachellii
Lineage: Eukaryota; Metazoa; Chordata; Actinopteri; Siluriformes; Bagridae
Gene: utp6
Product: UTP6 small subunit processome component
Exons: 19
Coding region: 129-1913 (594 amino acids)
Biological process (GO): maturation of SSU-rRNA from tricistronic rRNA transcript (SSU-rRNA, 5.8S rRNA, LSU-rRNA)
Cellular component (GO): small-subunit processome; Pwp2p-containing subcomplex of 90S preribosome
Molecular function (GO): snoRNA binding; protein binding
Source: RefSeq, a predicted model, not a curated record
CGGAAGUUGCCUUAACAUUUGCGGAAAACUUCCUGUACGUUUCCCACGUGUGAAUGAUGUGAAGAGGGAAAGAAAUUAAUAUCAAGUUUAAAGAUAAAACUCGAUCUGGGAACAAACUGUGAUAUAAAAUGGCGGAUUUUGUUCAGCAGCAGACUGAGGAGCGGAUCCCGGUGUUGGAGCAACUGGAGAGAGUCGGAUUGUUUACCAAGAAAGAAGUGAAGUCGAUGCUGAGACGAUCCACAGCUCUGGAAUAUAAACUGCACAGAUCUGUACAGAGUAAAGAUGAUUACAUCAGUUAUGUUCAGUAUGAAAUAAACGUGCUGGAGCUCAUCAAGAAGAGACGAGCCAGAAUCGGUUACCACUUUAAAAGGGAGGAGAUUGAGUUUCCCACCAUCCAGAGAGUCAACAGAGUGUUCAGGAAGGCAACGUCCAAGUGGCAGGACGAUGUCCAGCUCUGGCUCUCUCAUGUGGCUUUCUGUAAGAAAUGGGGGACGAAGGGUCAGCUCAGUAAGAUCUUCCUCUCCAUGCUGGCCAUCCACCCCGACAAACCCAAUUUGUGGAUCAUGGCAGCCAAGUGUGAGAUGGAGGACAGGAAUUCUUCUGAAAGCGCUCGGCACCUGUUUCUCAGAGCGCUGCGAUUCCAUCCGGAGAACAAGAAGGUUUACCAGGAGUAUUUCCGGAUGGAGCUGAUGCAUGCUGAGAAACUACGGAAACAGCAGGAGGAAUUGGAACGGGCCAAAAUUGACAUUGGCGAGUACGAGUUUGCUCCAGAGAUCCUGAGCGGCAGGUUGGCUGAAGUCAUCUACAAAGAAGCUACGCAGAAAAUUAAAGGGGCGGAGUUUAUUCUCUCGCUGCUGCAGAUCGCUGUUAUUUUUGACUUCACGAAGGAGCUGCAGGACUCCAUCCUCCAGGAUCUGCAGAGUCAGCACACGGACGACUCGGUCACCUGGGACUUCAUGGCUCGGCGUGAGCUGGAGGUGGGCGGGGCUUCUGAACUGCCCUCUGCUCAGAGUCGUGCCGCCGACAUCGUGAGCAGAGAGGAGCGCUGCAGCGCCGUGUACGAGGAGGGACUCAAGAACCUCAACACAGAACCCGUGUGGACGUGUUACGUGACCUUCUGUGUGGAGAGAUUUAAGAGGAAAACCAACGUCACUGAGCUGAAGGAGAAGAGGAGAGAACGGCUGCUCGGUGUACUUCAGAGAGCUCAUGACGCCUCACUGCUACAGGAGGCUUUCUACAGGACCUGGAUCGACGUCCUGAUCCGCUCAGAGAAACAGGAAGCUGCCGUUCAGGUCGCCGUAGAAGCCACUAAACGCUUCAGCCAGUCGGUGGAGAUGUGGACGUUGAGCUUGCAGACACUGGUGCAUUUAGAGCGUGUGGAGGUGGAGCCUCUGUUCCAGGAAGCGCUGAAGCUCGUGAAUCCCAAGGACAGUUUGCCCCUGUGGAAGCUCCAGGCUGAGUGGAGUGCAGCAUCACAGUCUCCAGAUGAGACAGAAGCUAUGUUUCAGAAAGCUCUGUUAUCUCUCGUCCCGGCCGUUUCCAUGGAGAUGAAGGAACUCUACCUGCAGUGGACCUACAGAACCAAAGGGUACCAGAAAGUGAGGAAACUCUUCAGCAGCCUGCAGGAGCGCCGACCUUUCUCCAGGACCUUCUUCACCACCAUGAUUCAGAUCGAGAAGGAACAAGAGAAGCCUAAGAUGAGUCACCUGAGAGAUUAUUACGAGCGAGCGCUCCGUGAGUUCGGCGCCGACGACGACGAUCUGUGGAUGGAUUACAUCAAAGAGGAGCUGGGUAUCCAUGGCAACGCUGAGAAUUGUGGGAAACUCCAUUGGAGGGCCAUGAAGUGUCUGAAUGGAGAGAGUGUGGAGCGUUUCACAACGCAAUACACACUGCUGCAGACCGGUCACAUCUAGGACACACACACACACACACACACACACACACCAUCUGAAGUGAUAAACCUACUUUAGUGUGAUGAUGAACACAUUUUAUAUUCUGAUGGAUUUAAUGGACGUGAACUUUAGUAACCUUUAAAACCCCCACAGAUGUCCUGACUGAGUUUAACCUAAAACUGUAAAGUCUACGAUUUGUCUCUAGUUGUUUAGGGUUUAUUCUGGAAACACGUCUUGUAUUUACAUUUUGUUGGUCAGACACACAGAUGUUUGUGAGUUGUGUUUCAGUAAUAAACACUUUGUUGACGUCG